Messenger RNA from Acanthosepion pharaonis, 1377 nucleotides. The record is from the annotation of a GenBank genome assembly. NCBI's taxonomy places the organism in Eukaryota, Metazoa, Mollusca, Cephalopoda, Sepiida, Sepiidae.
AUGUCUUUCCUUCAGCAAUCGUCAUCCAAUAAGCAGUUCCUUUACUACGUUGAUAGCUCAAUAGAACGUAUACACAUUUUUAAUGUAAUAUUUUCAUAUCUAUCUAUCUAUCUAUCUAUCUAUCUAUCUAUCUAUCUAUCUUAUAUUAUUAUAUAUUACAUCUAUUGUUUGGCGUUGUUUAUUUAUUUGUGCAGGAUUCCAUCCACGGAAUCCACAACAUCUAUCUACCUCGUUCUGGUUAUAAUUCUAUCUUAUUAUAAUACUAUAUAUUCUAUUUAUCUAUCUAUCUUUUAUUAUAUAUUAUAUUAUAUCUAUCUAUCUAUCUAUCUAUCUAUCUAUUUAUCUAUCUAUCUAUCUCGGUCUGUUUUAAACUAUCUAUCUAUCUUUCUAUCUAUCUAUUAUUUAUAUUUCUCUCUAUCUAUCUCUCUAUUUAUAUAUCCAUCCCAUUCUAUUCAUAUCUAUCUCAGUCUGUUUUUCUCUCUCUCUCUCUUUCUCUUUCUCUCUCUAUCUAUGUUGGGAUUUAUCAUUUUAUAUUUUUACUUUAAUUAUUGUCGUUUCCCUAGUCUCUCCUUUUUCUCUUCCUCCCCUCCCCCCGUCUCUUCUAUUCUCAUUCUGUUUCUCGGUCUGGUUUCUUUGCUCUCCCCCACUCCUUCCUUCUUCCUUCUUUUUCUUAACCCCCCCACUUCGCAUCCACCUUUUUCAUUUUGUAUUUUUCUUUCUCGAACUUCUCAUCUUGUCUAUUCUUCUUCAUUUCAUAUCUUGGCGUUUCAUAAAUGCGAAACACAUUCUCUCUUUCGAUCUAUCUAUCUAUCUAUCUAUCUAUCUAUCUAUCUAUCUAUCUUUCUUUCUCUCUUUCUCUCACAUUUUUUUUUCCUGUUCAGCCAUGUUGGAUUAAUACUGUGUCUUCUUUAUGAAGUGGUUCUUGAUUUUAAACCUUUUUUCUUUUUUUUGUUACUUUUCCCUUUUUUGUUGACGUGUUCGGCCUUUUUCAUUUUUCUCUCUUUCUCCUUCAUCAAUCAAAAAUUCUUUUUUGAAAAUUCUUCUUCUUCUUCUUCUUCUUCACUUAUACUUUACUUUCGACCUCUUUUCGAUUCAUUCUUCUUUUCUUCUUCCUCUUUUUUUUCCCUUCUUUUUCUUCAUACUACUCUUUUUCUCUUUCGGUCCAUGUCGAUCCCCAUAUACCCUACUCCUCACCACUACUUUUUCUUCUUUAACCUCUUCUUUAUUUUCGCUCUCUUUUCGAUUCAUAUCAUCAUCAUCAUCAUCAUCAUCAUCAUCAUCCUUCUUCUUCUUCUUCUUCUUCUUCUAUAUAUCUAUCUAUCUAUCUAUCUAUCUAUCUAUCUAUCUAUCUAUCUAUGUGUAUAUAUUGGACACUAA